This is a messenger RNA of Ceratitis capitata (Mediterranean fruit fly), 3692 nucleotides long. Its product is annotated as DNA-binding protein RFXANK. NCBI's taxonomy places the organism in Eukaryota, Metazoa, Arthropoda, Insecta, Diptera, Tephritidae. Gene Ontology annotation, molecular function: protein binding. The transcript has 3 exons. Gene Ontology annotation, cellular component: nucleus. The record is from RefSeq and is a predicted model, not a curated record. Gene Ontology annotation, biological process: regulation of gene expression. The coding region runs from base 519 to 1274 and encodes 251 amino acids.
AGAACGUAUAUGAAACCCUGAAAACGGCUCUAUCGCAUUUACACAAAGACCGUAUGAGUCUUGUCGCUUCUUAUUCAUAUACGUUCUUUGCUAUUUGUCUUAAUUUACGUUCUUGUUAUAAAGUAUUUGUCUGCGCUAAAAACGUUCGAAAAAAAUUUGUUCCAAGAGAUCCACAUUACUAUUUGGAUAAUAUUCACAUUGUUGAAAAAUAAAUGAACUAUUCCACAUUUUUCCCAAUUUGCCUCUGCACAAUUUCUCUUCCGUGUGCUCAAUUGGCACGUCUAACGUCGGCGAAAUUGCACAUUUAUCUAUAUCUCUGUAACAAAUUUGGUGAGUGUAAAUUAAAAAUGUUUCAUUCACAUUCCUGUUUGCUGCUUUUAAUUGAUGGCGCAUUUUGUGUCUAGUCAAUAUUUACAUUGGUGUGUGUACGAGUGUGCAAAGAAAGGAGAAGAAUAAAAUAGAGGGCAAAAUAAAAAUAUUUAACCACGAACUGAAGAGUUUCGGACGACAAUUCGAACAUGUCUUCACCAGCGACGAAUUCUAAUUCGGAUGACGAGCAUAGCCGUUCCAAUUGGAAAUUACAACUCAAUGCGGAUACACCUUCACCAAACUCAACCCCAACUACGCCCACUUCUUUGCACUCGUGUGCUGGCGUUGGUAGCGGCAGUGGCGGAGCACCGAAACGUAAAAGCGCCUUUCUUCCAUAUCGCCCUCAAGCUACUGUACUUACGAACUUACAACGUGGAAACACCGAAGCCACUUUUUGCCCAAUAGAAGUGACCUUGUCCUUCCACGAACGUGCUGGUCAAGGUGAGAUCACCGAGGAUCAAGUGCGCAUAAAACUCGAACGAAAUGCGCAUAAUAUUGAUUUUAGAGAUGCAGCUGGUUUCACAGCAUUGCAUUGGGCAUCCUAUUAUGGUCAGUUGGCGACCGCACGUUUACUUGUGGAUACAGGUGCUAAUGUAAAUGCAGAAGCACCUGAAAUGGUAACUCCAUUACUGCUUGCGGCCUGUGGUGGUCAUAAUGAGGUGGUUCGUUUGCUGCUAGACCAUGGUGCAAACCCGGCUCAUAUGGAUAUUGUAGGCAAUACUGCGCUAAUGUACGCUGCGGCUGGAAAUCAUCCACAUACAUGUAAUGAGCUCUUAGCGAAGGAUCCGGAUAUGACGGCCUCUAAUGAGAAUGGCGAUACGGCAUAUUCCAUAGCUGUGGAGAAUGGAGCUGUUUUGGCACAAGCCGUAUUGGAACAAUAUUUGAGUGCGUUGUUGUUACUAUAGAGUUCGAAUCGAUGAAAUAAAUGGAAAAAUUUAUAAAAACAAUCGUAUUGGUAAGUUUGUAAAAGGCGGUAGAAUUAAAACAAGUACAUAGUAUAAAAGUUGAUAUUCACUGUUUUUAAUUUGAAUUAUAUAAAAAAAACUUUAAGGAAUAUAUUUUAUGGGAUAAUUUUUCAUGAAUUAGAAAAUAAAUAUUACAAAAAUCUAACUUUAGAAGGUUUAUGAUACUCACGCUCAAAAAUACAUAUGUAUUUCCAAGAAAAUUUCGAUUUCACUUGGUUAUGAAUUGUGAAUAGUCCUUGAUAGAAGAACAAAACCGGGCUAAAUUUCUAUUACGUGAGCGAAAGAAAGUUAAAUUAAUUGAUUCUCGCUAAAUGUAAAUCUCAAAUCAUUAUAAUAAGUAAGCAUUAAUGUCUCUGAAAAAAACAGUGUACAUCCUGCGCAAAUAAUUUCCAUGUUCUUACUUGUAAAUUCACCUCCGACACGCCCUAAAUGCAUAAAUAUCAACUUUAAAUUACAUACAGAACGUCUUUUAGCGACAACUAUGUAUGUAUGUAGAAAUAUUUCAUACAUGCGGCAGGCCGGUAGCGGAGGGGAUCGCCAUAAGUAGCACUUCCGUUUAUCAGUGCAAAUUGCAGACAGUCUUUGAUGCUGUCGCCUAUUUUCUCUUCGUCAAUUACUAUAUGCCCUCCUCAGUUAGCGAGUAAAAAUGUAAUGUAUUUACGCAUUUCACGACGCAAUUAUUAUAGUCACAACAAUACACAUAUGUAGGCAUGUGUAUGUAUAACGAAUACAACUGCAUCAUUAUUUUCAUAUGAGAAUACGAUGUCCCUCCCACUACACCACCACUAAAGUGCAUUACAUAUCAAAAUAGUUUUGUUUCAUUUCUUGUGCUGUGUAUAUAAGUACAUAUACAUAUGUAUAUGUAUAUGAUGCAGUCACUAAAAUUCAUUCAUACACUUGGGUCUACAAAAUACAGCAUCAAGCUACUUAAACGUAUAUACGUUCGGUCACCCAAUCGUCCGCACGCCUAUCAACCCGCAUGCUGUUCUGGCUAUGCAUACAUACAUAUGUAAAGUGGAUCGCCAUUGAGUGCACGAAACAGACCUCCGAUACGUUCAUGCCGUCUUUUACUGAUUGUUCGUCACCUAUCUUUUUAAAGCUUUAUUAGUGGAAAUGCAUGUCCGUACCACUUCCUGACGAAUUGGUAUGGUUUAUUUUGUUUUUCAAUUGAUGAAUUGAUGAAAUGGAAAUUAAGUUUUGGCUGAGUGGCACUGGUUUCAUAGCUAUUGUAUAUGUACCGGAUUAAAUGUUACUAAAAUAGAUAAGGAUUAUCCCCAGAAAAGAAUAAGAAUAUUAUUAUGAUACAAAAAUUUUAUAUAUAAUUAUUACUUCUUUCGUCUAAUUAAGAAGUGAUUAGCUAUCUAAUUAAUUCAUUCCAACCGCAACGAAUUUUUUCAAGUCGAAAAAUCAAAGUAAACAUGAAAGAUUUACUCAUAAAAAUAUUAGUAUGUAAUUACCUCAAUUCUUAAGCAAACUCUUUGAAACGACAAGGAGCGUAGUUCCAAUGAAAAUGAAAAGUUUUACUCUAUAACUUAUCACGAGAUCGGACCCCUUUCAAUAUUCAUUCAGCCCAUGCAGGAGUUUCUUCUUUUUUUUUUUAAAUACCGCACUAGCCGCAAUUCAAUUAGACACAAAUAUCCGGUUUUCAACCCAAAACAUUCAAUCCAUAGAAUGUAGAAAACCAUUCAAACAAUUUAGUGCCAUCGAACAUUGCGCGCACACUUCCUCACAUAACUUCCAAUAAUAAUUGUCAUCAUAAUUCCUUUUACAUUCAUAUCUCUGUAGAUAGCUCUGUUAUGUUUACAUAUUUCUCCUCAACGCUUACGUUUAUGCUCCCAUUGAGUAAAUUGGUUUGCAUAAUUGCCCCUUCGUUUUAAACGUUUCCACCACCUUCAUCACACCAAUGGCUGAUUGAGAAAGAGUGCUCAUGCAGAAAGCGUUGACGUCGCGCUGUUGACAGCGUCGACGUGAGUAUCGUUCGGCUGUAUUCAGUUUUUAGCGACGCUCACCAGUUGUUUGGUUCGUACAUUCGAUUUAGUUGGACGUGUUUGUAUGCUGCUGCUCUUGGCCGUUGACUUCAAUUUUAGUGGUAGAGGAAACUCAACUUCACUGCUGCUUGUUGGUAGAAAGAAAGAAGUUUUGUAUUGGCUGAUUGCCACAGCAAACAAACGCAGCGAAGAAUUUGAAGGUGUAAAACAAGUACUGAAAAAAUAAUGUAAAUUAUGUUAUUUGAACUAUUUUGUUGAAUUACAAAUAUAUUAAGAACUUGAGAUUAAAGUGGUCAACAGGAAAAAUACAUACCAAAAAAAAAAAAACAAAAACUACUUUGUGCUGUGAGAAUAAUCAAAAAAAAAAAAA